CCCAGCCAGACGGACCGACGGCUCCGCCCCAGGGCUCAAUUCAGAUGACAAAUGACCCUGUCGAAAUGCACCUCCCCGCUUUGAUACCUUCAUCCUGGCGUCGGUUUUAUAAGCCAUGUCUGUGCUCACUAUUCUGCUCUUCUCCAUACUCAUUUACUACUGUGAUUGAUCAAAGACGACGAUGACUGUUUCCACCUCUACUGAAAUCGACCAGAUCUUGCAAAGCUUCACGGAUAGGAAGGAUGGAAUUCCAGGGGUUGUGUGUCGUGCUGUCGAUAAGGAGGGGAAUGUGCUGUAUGAGGGGGUGAGUGGGUUGAGGGGGUUGAAUGAUGAGAGUACGCCGAUGACGACGGAUUCGGUUUUCUGGAUUGCCAGUUUUACCAAGUUGAUUACUACGAUUGCUGUCAUGCAGCUCGUUGAGCAGGGCAAGGUCGAGCUCGACACCCCCGCUGAGCAAUACUUGGACCAGAUCGGCAAGUUCCGCGUCCUCGAGGGCCACGACGAGAACGACAAGCCUAUCUUCCGUGAACCGAAGACGAAGAUCACGUUGAGGAUGAUGUUGACGCAUACCUCCGGCCACACUUACGAUUUCUUCAACCACAAUCACCUCAAACACAACAAACUCAACAAUAUCUCCGCCCCCUUCUCCACUAAGCGCGAUACCAUCAUGGCACCCCUCGGCUUCGAGCCCGGAACGAGGUGGGAGUAUGGACUUGGUAUCGAUUGGUGUGGGCAGGUUGUUGAGACUAUUACGGGGAUGUCCCUUGGUGAUUACUUCCAGAAGAACAUCUUUGAGCCAUUGGGGUGUAAAGACACCUCUUUCACCCCAACGAAAGAACAAAUGGGACGACAUGCGAAGUUACACAUGAGGCGUGAAGAUGGCACGCUCACUCAGCGAGAAUACGAAAUCGCGGAUGAUGUCGAGGUACAUCUCGGUGGCGCCGGAUGCCAUUCCACCGCGGCCGACUACACCGCAAUCCUCGCCUGCCUCCUCAACGACGGCCGUUCCCCCACAACCGGGGCACAACUCCUCAAAAAGGCCACAGUGGACGAUAUGUUCCAAGAUCAAACAACCCCGCGCGGUAUCUCCCUCGAAGAACCCAUCCCGAACCCUCUCCCUCACCUCUCCAACCCCCUCCCCAACCUCAUGCCCGGCGUCCGCAAGGGCUGGGGUUUGUCAUUCCUCAUCUCGCACGAUGCACUACCCACGGGACGAAGCGCAGGCAGUGUCUGGUGGGCUGGAAUCGCGAAUUGUUAUUGGUGGGCGGAUAGGGAGAAGGGUGUUGCGGGGGUUACGUUGACGCAGAUUUUUCCGUUUGCGGAUGUGGAGGUGUUUGAGUUGUGGGGGAAGUGGGAGGGGAAGGUUUAUGAGGGGUUGAAGGCUUGAUUGAGCUUGACCGCGUCGGGGAAAGAGGUCAGGAUUGAGUGUACGAUAUUCCAAUGUAAGAUUAUGUGUGAUUGUAGUUAGGCCAAUUUUACC
Messenger RNA from Saitoella complicata NRRL Y-17804, 1480 nucleotides. RefSeq names its product putative 1,4-butanediol diacrylate esterase. The coding region runs from base 182 to 1387 and encodes 401 amino acids. The record is from RefSeq and is a predicted model, not a curated record. The transcript has 3 exons. Lineage: Eukaryota; Fungi; Ascomycota; Saitoellomycetes; Saitoellales; Saitoellaceae.